This is a messenger RNA of Drosophila kikkawai, 4508 nucleotides long. RefSeq lists its product as uncharacterized. NCBI's taxonomy places the organism in Eukaryota, Metazoa, Arthropoda, Insecta, Diptera, Drosophilidae. The record is from RefSeq and is a predicted model, not a curated record.
GAAGAACUGAAAGAAGAAUUCACUGCGGGGAGGUCACCUUUCGCUCUUUCUCCCACUCACUUUCGCCCUUUUAUAUCCAGUCGGCCUCCUCCCUUUUCACACACGGAUUCCUCGGUGUUUAUUGUUUUCCUCCUCCUUUUUUUUUGUUUGUUAUCGCGCUGCACUCGCGUUAACUUCUCAUAAAAAAUAAAAAAAAAGAAGGAAUCAUCAGCAGCCACAGAUGGAGAAUGAAUGAAAUCUUUUAAUAGGGUAAAACUCACACAACUAAGAAAUAAAAAGAGGGAAAAAAACGAAAACAAAUACAGAACCCAUUGAGGCGCGACAGAAGCAGUGAAAACAAAUUUAGGAGAAGGUCAAGAGAAGAACAAGAAGAAAAGAAGAGAAGCAGGAGAAGACGAGAGCGGGCGACCGAUCGAUCGAUCCACGGAAGGGAAAAGCAGAUGAAAAUCUCUAUAACGAUACGAUUUGUAGACUACGCAAGUAUUUUUAUGUAUUAAAGGUUAUGUUGUAAGUUUUUAUCACAAUAUUUGUAUUGUAGCUCAGUGUUUUAUAUGAUUAUAUAAAAUGGAUAAAGCAAAGAAAACAAAAAAACGAAAACGAUAAACCGAAAGAAAACCGAAACCCAUAAAAAAAAGCGUAAAAAAGCAGAAAAGUGCGCAACCCCGACAGAAAGAAAAAUUAUUGUAUUACAUACAUCUUAUAUAUAAUAAAUAUGCUUCUUAAUAAAAAAAAAACAAAACAAAAAACAAAAACAAAACAAAGCCCCCAAUGUGAGACCAACUGAUUUACGACGGCGGCUUCCUCGCACUGUCCCGAUAAAGACAGUCGCAUCGGUCGACUUUAAGCCGGGGUGCUUACGCCGUGAAUGCAAAGGCUACAGGGCUAUGGAAGACCACGGGAAAAAUUUAAUUAUGACACCCGAGUUAUCUUUGGACGUACACCCCUGAUAGCUCUAAUUCAAGUUUGCUUAUUCAUAUCUAAACAGUCAUAGUAGCCCUCGGCAAUAUAUUUCCCCGAUAGCAACCGCCCCAAGAAGGAGGAGGAGGUGGAGCAGGAGGCGGCACCGAAAUUAUUAUUUGUGUGGUCACUGUUUUCGUGGUCAACAAUCAGUCGUUGAUGAAUCAGUUUUGGGCCACUUUUAAUUGAUAUGAUUUUUUCCAAUUAUAAUUGAUCUCAGUUAAGGAGUUAACCAAAGCUGGGCAAUUCAAUUAGAGGCUCCGGCGUUCGCCGGCAAAAUGAAGUAAACACAGCACUGAACUCUCUCUCUAUACAACAGCUCAAGGUCACAAAGGAGACCAGAAAAGGAGGCCUUCCUCUAUAUAUUUAUUUGCACCCAGAUAUGCCAAUCAAAUUGACAUUCAAUCCAAUCUGACCCAAUAUAUUAUAUACACGGUAGAGUGACGGGGCGAUAAUCGAUAUUUGACCUAGGCCAAUAAAUUUACCGCCCUCGCUCAUUUCCCUGGAGUUUGGCGGGAAGUUUGUCUAAUCAACAUUUAAUUUGAUGUUCGAUUCGAACGCUUCGAAGCCAUCAAACAUCAAACAACAUGGCAGGGGGCUUCGGAGCUUCUAAGCCCCUCGAACUAAUCAAGGCAAACACAUCGGGAGAAUAUAUACAUUGGAAUUAUUAGGCCCAUUCAGUGGUCCCCCUUAAGCCCCACUCGGUGUGUGUGUGUGUCUCUGUCAGCGACAUUUCUGGCAAUUUAUUGAAGACGAAUUCCAAUCAGAGCAAAUCAUGCGAAUAUGGCAAACGGAAUUUAUUACGCCAAGCGUGCAGGGGUCGUAAAAAAUAAAAGAUUUUCUGAAACAAAAAGUGUAGAACUCCGUCAUGUCCAAUCAACUGUUCUUUCUGAGUUUGGCCGACAUAUUCUCUGUGUAUCCUGCCAUAUUCAAGGAGCAAAGCAAGAAACUAAAAAAGACCAAGCAGAUCUACCUACCCAGCGAUGAGGAGUGGCAAGACAAGAUGUAUUAUAUGCUUCUGGAGAUCCAGCGUCAUGUAAACGACUCCUCCGACGAAUCGCUCUCGCUUCAGGAUAUCAACAAAAAGGAAAAGCCUCUCUUUGAUCCUCUGAGGAUAACCAAGAUUCUGACUCCGGGUAUUAGUCCUAAUGGACGACGUAGCAGAACUCUAAAGUACUGUCAUUCCACCACGGUGAAGGUCAAGCUGAAGACGGGAGCCCGCUGGACUUUGCCCACUAUCGCCAGUGCCGCCAAGCUGCUCCGCAAGCCACCGAUAAUGGUGGAUUUUAAAAACGAGCACGAGAUGAGAUUAGCUUACUCCUUGAUCUACGAUGUCUUCCGAUAUAAGAUUGUGAUGUCGAAUGCCUUGAGCGAUGUCUGCUUUUUUGAGCAACACAAAGAGUAUAUAAAUGACGAGCAAAGAAUUUGGUUAAUGCUUUUCGAACUCUACGAUCGCCAGUUUAAAGGCCGUAACUCCGAGGAAAAGGGUCUCCAGGCAAGUCUCUAUAAGGAGGCAGAGGUUACAGAGCUGGCGGACGUUCUCUGGCAGCAUCGCAUCCGUCUGGCUGCCUCAAUUUCUAGGAUGCGGAUACGGGUGGGAGCUCUUCGGCUCUCUCAGUUGCUGCCCAUUCACCUGCAGAAUGAGAAAGUUGCCAUUGCUGCUGCCAAUCCGGUGGUCACGGGAUGGAUUAAUCCGUUCUUAGUGCGAAAUAAAGAAGAGGCGGAUAAGAUACUCACCGAAAUGGGCUUCACUGUCCAUGGUCCGGAUGAUGAACAGCCGCUUCUGGAGCAGCACUGCAAGUGGGAUAAUAUUUGCCCUUUGGUCAUAUCCUGUAUACCCAAGGACCGCAGCGAGUUUACCAAAUCCAAACUAAUGACCAAACACUAUUUUAUAAUGCAGGACAAAAACUUUACCUUUGGACCUGCCAUAAUGUCCAAGUUGAUGGAUUACUUUGAGUUGGAUGGGGAUAUUCUGCAGACCCACAUUGGAUCCCCGCGAUCCACUGCCUAUUUGGCAGCCCUUUUCUACUCCAUCAAUCGUGUUAACAACUUCUAUGUCUAUGGAGCUGGUGCAAAUCUAAAGGAUUAUCGCCGCUAUAUGGAAAUGAUUGGAGUAAACAAUAUCAGAUUGUUUGGCGAUGCCUUCACCUCGUUUCCCAUGGAGUCCAAUCGAUUUAGAACUGUAGUUGGCAUAUUUGCCACGCCACCGAACUCCUUUAGCGCCAUUUCCGAUCCCAUAGACUUGAUAUGUUCCCGCGGCGGUGAUCUUAGUAUGCUGGAGGUUCUUACCGAAUCGGAGGUCAGUGACGAGGGUCGCCAGCGAGUGGCCAUGAUCCUGGAGGAACAGCUGCUGACCUUGACCAUGUCAAUGUCGCGUCCCCAGGUGCAGUUUGUCCUCUACCAAACGCACUCGAUUGUGGGCACCGAAAACGAGGAUAUGGUGAAGCAUGUCCUGGAACUGAUCAAUAAGCUGGCUUUGGAGAAGCAUCGCAAUGCCUACAAGGAGCUGAAGCGUUUGGAGGCAAUAGCCGAAGCGGAGGCAGCCAACAUUCCCGCAGCUGCGAUGAGCAAGGAUUCACCCAGGAAAAAGGAUAAGCCAUCGAAUCAGCCCGAGGUGCCAGCCCCAGGAUCUGGACCAGGUUCAACUGCCCCACCGUUGCCCAGAGUGGAUAGCAUUGAUCUGAUAGUCACACCCGAUAUCGAUGAGUUUGUCCAGGAUAUAGUGCCGGACAUAUGCAUCAAUCAGGACGAUUGCAUCAAGCAGCAGGCCACAGGAAGCUACCUAUCCCUUGUGCGGCGGAAAACCCUGACCCAUCUGAACGAGAAAUACCUAAUCCGAAGGGCGGAACAGAGAGGACUCUUUGGCAAGCCCGAAAAGGAUACCAAGGAAAAGGCCAAGCCCAAGGCAGUCAAGCUGCAGGAGCAGCAGGCAGAAACCACGCCCCAGGACAUGGGCUAUGAUCAAAGGAACUCGGGCCGAUCCAGUGCCCAACAAAUACUCCAGCGUUUGCAGCGUUCGACGAGCGCCAGUGCGAUCCGUUCGCACCUGACCAAGGUAUCCUCCAUUUAUCGGCGGCCCAUCGCCUUCAAUUUCAUCAGGCGCGAGUGCAAGCGUUUUUACGUCUUGCCCGUCUACAUGCACAGCACCAAGCAGAGCAUUCGAUUAUGGUGGCAAUACGCGUACAAGUGCGUCACGCCCGCCGCCUCGGCUGAUGCGGUGUGGAAUCCAAAUCUGAAAUUCCGGCUACACUGUAGCCGGCAGCUGCGGAUACGGAAAUUGCGACGUGGUCCCUGGUCUAGAAGGCAGCCCCUCCGGCUGCAUAUCAACGACAUCAAGCUUUUGUGCCAGGUGCGUCAGCGGAGUAAAUAAAUUAACGAAAUGAAAGUCCAACUAAAAAUCUGGUUUGAAAUUCAAACGUUGAAUGUUAGCCGCCUUUUCAGGGCAAUAUCUAUCGAUUCCAAUCAAUCGUUUCAAGUGUUGGUUAAUAUUUAUAUUUUUUAAAUUAUUUGAAAAACUUAAAAUAUAAUAAAUUAUUUGUAAUUAAAAUUAA